Molecule: messenger RNA, 2657 nt
Organism: Caenorhabditis auriculariae
Lineage: Eukaryota; Metazoa; Nematoda; Chromadorea; Rhabditida; Rhabditidae
Source: the annotation of a GenBank genome assembly
AUGUUGAAACUCGGCCUUUUUUUCGCUUCUCUUUGUUUCGUCCUUUUUGCGAUGCCUCUGGACACCGAAAUGGACAUUUCCAAGCUGGUAGGAAGCCUAAGAAUUUUUUAAUCAAAAUUUAGAUCUCCUUCACUCCGGCUGUGGACUUCUCGGUUCAAGUGCCAGUCAAUCAACUGCAAUGUUUGAGGCAGAACGGAUACAACCUGCUCCUACUCAGGUUGACUUUCUAUUAUUCAAUUAAGGGAGUGGGAUUUCGUUUUUAGCUUGUGAAUUUUCCUCGGUCUUUACCAAUGUGCUGAAAGACUUCGAAACGAUUUUUCGGACGAAAAUUUAAAAACUGGACGAAAUGAAACAGUAAAAGUCUUUACUAGUGCAUAGCCAUCAUCGCAUAGACUUAUCUCAAAGUCCGUUUUUCGCGACUUGAAAGGACGGGACUUCUCUGCGCCCUCCUCAUCUCUCGCCCUGUCUCUCAUUUUUACGUGCUAUUUCCAUGUUUCUCUGACCUCGCCGGUGAGGGAACAGAGAGACGCAGACUGUCAAGUCGCGGCGGACGAACUAUAACUUGAACUAGGAAAACCUUCAAUCAGCCAUUUAUAGAGGAUUUUCCGCUGAAGGAGACGGCGAAUUUGAUCCGAAUGCCAUCAUCAAUGGCCACAACGCCAUGAGAUGUCAGUUUUGAGAUUGCUACUUAAAUAAACUUCCAAUUUUAGAUUCAUUCGGACUUCAAAUUUACAUGGAACCUCAGCCCGCAUCCAAAACCAAGAACGCCACCCAACAGUUGGAUGAAAUGAUUGGAGCGCUUUAUCACUACGGCCUCCACUUCAGAAACUUCUGGCUCCAAGUUUCUCGACUUUUCUUUUCUUCGUCAUCGGAAGAUUCAGGUCUCUUCCAAGUCUCUGUCGACGUGGAACAGCGACGCCGCUUCCAACAUCGCCUUCCUCGACGCAAUCAUCUCCCAGGCUCAUGUAUACCUAGCAAAUAGGCAUUUUGUUAUUUCAAAGCUUCAGCACGGAGGAAUCGGUGUCGGAGUUUUCACCAGUCAAGAUGACUGGAAGACGAUCACGAACAACUGGAUUCCCAACUACCCCAGCCUUCCUUUGUGGUACUCCAACGUCAAAGGCAACGGUGUCCAAGGAGAGACUCCUCAAGACUUCAAUGACUUCGUGCCAUUCGGACCUUUCACAACUCCCACCGCCAAGCAGUACGGCAUCGGCGAGUCCGACUGUCAGGUUGCUAACAACAGGUGAGAGAAAAACACCUGUUACUUUAUUUCAAACCAUGAUUCUCCAGAGACAUCUACGUCAACAGUCAAGCUGCGCCUCAGAGUCUUUUCCAAGCCGGAGCGCCGAAAACCCUUGAAGAAGCUUAUCGAAACGUCUAACAUCUUUUAUUUUGAAUAAAAUCCUUCGAAGUUUAGUUAACUCGAUUUUUCACAGAAACUUUAUAAAAGAAAGUUUUUGUGCUUCAGAAAUUCGGGUGCAAACUGCUUAUCGCCUUGUGUGUACUCUGGCUCCUUCGAUUAUGAAUUUUAUGAUUACAAAACAAAAAUUGAUCACUACGACAAGCAAUAAUCACUAUUCAAUCGGUAAAAUGCGGAUACUAUGUGUUGCUCUGACUGUCUUCUGUAUAAUUUCGGCGAAGCCUCUGGAAACUGAAUCUCACGUUUUUCCUUUGGUAUGAAGUUCGAUCUUCCAAAAGCAGAAGAACUUCAGAACUUCUACACUCCCGCUGUUGAUUUUUCCGCCCAUGUGCCGGUCAACCAGCUCAGCUGUCUGAAACUCAGCGGCUAUUUCAUCCUCUUCCUCAGGUUUUUUUUUCUCAAAUUCUCAAAUCAGAGUUAGAAAUUUAACGCGAAAAUGUAGCUCAAUGAAGAUUUGUUAAACAUUGAUUUUAGGGGAUUUUCCGCUGAGAACGACGGCGAAUUCGAUCCGAAUGCUAUCAUCAACUUCCAUAACGCAUUGAAAUGUCGGUUGGAAAAAUUUUGAUUUCUUCAAGCUUAGUUUGAGAUUCAUUCGGACUUCAAAUUUACAUGGAGCCUCAGCCAGCCUCCAAAACCAAGAACGCCACCCAACAGUUUGGAUGAAAUGAUGGGGUCUCUCACUCAUUAUGGGCUCUACUUCCGAUUCUUCUGGCUUCAAGUUUGUUUGAAACUUCCUUUCAGUUCAACUUUUUUAACCCACAGGUUUCCUCCAAAACUCUGUCAAAAUGGAAUAGCGACGCAGUUUUCAACGUUGCCUUCAUUGACGCAAUCAUAUCUCGGGCUCAAGUUUUAGGACCUGAUAAAUUUUUGCACUCUUUGAAGCUUCAGCAAGGAGGAAUCGGCGUCGGAAUCUACACAAACCAGGACGAGUGGAAGCAGAUCACAAACAACUGGACCCCGAACUACCCGAAUAUUCCUCUGUGGUACUCGAGCGUGAAGGGCAACGGUACCCAGGGAGAAACUCCGCAAGAUUUCAAAGAUUUCGAGCCUUUUGGACCUUUCACAACUCCCACCGCCAAACAAUACGGAGUAGGGCGAGUCAGACUGCCAGGUGGCUAAUAACAGGUAAAAAAUUGAUUUUUUCGGAUCUUAAAAGAGAUUUUCCAGAGACAUCUACAUCAAAAAUGAAGCCGCCCCGUUUAGCUUCUUACAUAUGGGGACGCCAAAAGCUCUCUGA